Anopheles maculipalpis is the source of this 2212-nucleotide messenger RNA. Its product is annotated as sphingomyelin phosphodiesterase. The coding region runs from base 7 to 2196 and encodes 729 amino acids. NCBI's taxonomy places the organism in Eukaryota, Metazoa, Arthropoda, Insecta, Diptera, Culicidae. Gene Ontology annotation, cellular component: lysosome. Gene Ontology annotation, biological process: ceramide biosynthetic process; sphingomyelin catabolic process. The record is from RefSeq and is a predicted model, not a curated record. The transcript has 5 exons. Gene Ontology annotation, molecular function: acid sphingomyelin phosphodiesterase activity.
GACAAGAUGAGCCAGUACUAUUUUCCGAUCGUGUUUGUUUUUCUGCUAGAGAUUCUGCGUCUGGCACAGUCACAUCCAUUUCUUUUUAACUCGGGAAAUCAGCAGCGCCGGGCGCAGAUAGAAUGGAAAACGCCCGAGGACAACUGGACGGCCGAAGCAGCACCCAGAAGCAUCUAUCCGUUGUUGCAAAAUCAGUACAACAAACAUCAACUUCCACCGACCAACCAGUACGAGAUGAUCGAGGGUGAUGAGAACGAGCAGUCGUUAAGACGGAUGCACGAGGCGCGACAAAACGCAUCUGCUCGCACGCUGUUUUACACCACCAAGGAGGAGUCCCAUCUACCUCCGCUGCUAACAAAGACGAUCAAGUACUUCAACUUGCAGCAAGUCGCGUUCGAGCUAGAAACAAGCGUCAUGUCGCAGGUAUCCUGCACGGCUUGUAAAGCUGGAGCCGGUUUGCUGCAGCACUACAUACGCACCGGCAAGAGCAAGGAGGAGAUCAUCAAAAUGAUUUAUCAGUACUGCGUGAAUCUGAAGAUCCAGUCGGCACGCGUGUGCGAAGGUGUUAGUCAACUGUUCGGUGUGGAGGUUAUUUACGUGCUGAAGCGUAUAACGAUCGGACCGGAUGAGAUCUGUAGUUUCAUUAUUGGAGAUGCUUGCGGAGAUAUUUACAAUCCAUAUCACGAGUGGGAGGUCGAAUUUCCACCAGUUCCGAAGCCUGAUCCGCGCGAGUUAGGUUUGCCGAAGGAAGCUGCCCCAGUGUUUAAGGUGUUGCAUUUGUCCGACACUCACUUCGAUCCGUACUAUGCCGAAGGAUCCAACGCGGACUGUAAUGAACCGUUGUGCUGUCGGUUGACGAACGGACGACCGACGACUCCGAAUGGUGCCGCCGGAAAGUGGGGUGAUUAUCGGAAGUGUGACACACCGCAGAGGACGGUGGAUCACAUGCUAAACCACAUCGCGGAUACGCACUCCGAUAUCGAUUUCAUCAUCUGGACGGGAGAUCUUCCACCGCACGAUGUAUGGAACCAGACAAAGGAAGAGAACUUGAAGGUGCUGAAGGAAACCGUCAAGCAGAUGACGGAAAAGUUCCCCGGUAUUCCGAUCUUUCCGGCGUUGGGCAACCAUGAGAGUGCACCGGUCAACAGUUUUCCACCACCGUACGUUCAGCAGGUGGACAGUUCGAUUGCCUGGCUGUAUGACGAGCUAGACGUACAGUGGAGACGUUGGCUUCCGGCGAGCGUUUCACAUACGGUGCGUCGUGGAGCCUUCUACUCGGUGCUCGUGCGGCCUGGCUAUCGUAUCAUCUCACUCAACAUGAACUACUGCAACAACAAGAACUGGUGGUUGCUGCUGAACUCAACGGAUCCAGCAACCGAACUGCAGUGGUUCAUCUACGAGCUGCAGAGUGCAGAGUUUGCGGGUGAAAAGGUGCACGUGAUCGGACACAUUCCUCCCGGGCACUCCGACUGUCUGAAGGUUUGGAGCCGUAACUACUACAAGAUUGUGUCGCGUUUCGAGAGUACCAUCACGGCGCAGUUCUUUGGCCACACGCACUUUGACGAGUUUGAAGUGUUCUACGAUCCGCACGAUCUGAGUCGUGCGACCAGCAUCGCGUACAUUGGACCGUCGGUGACGCCGUACUAUGACCUCAAUCCAGGUUAUCGGAUCUACUACAUCGACGGUGAUCAUGAUGAAACUACACGGCUAGUUGUAGAUCAUGAAUCGUGGAUUAUGAAUCUGAAGGAGGCAAACCUCUACGAUUAUCCGAUCUGGUAUAAGCUGUACUCUACUCGGGCGGCCUAUGGCAUGAAGGGUUUACGUCCCGCAGACUGGGAUCAACUGAUCAACAACAUGACCGACAGCAAGGAGCUGUUCGAUCUCUACUAUAAGCACUACUGGAAAAACUCACCGGUCAAACCGGAGUGCGAUUACGAGUGCCGCAAGCGCAUAUUGUGUGAUGCGAAGAGUGCGCGAUCACACGAUCGCAAGUACUUCUGCGAGGUCGUUGAGGCGAAAAUCGACGAGAGCAACAAGGGCUGGAAAGAUUGGAUCUUCAGCUCGAUUAGCUCCUCCAGCUCUGUAGCUGAAGGUGACCAAGCUUCGUCAGCGAUCGCCAGCGAACAUGAACAAGUCGUGGCGGAAGCGUACGAACGUAACAGACGGCUGCCCAGCGUGGAGCGGGCUGCCGGGUGAUCGGAUUUCUGCUGGU